ACAGAAAAUGUGUACGAAUGACCGGCAAUAAUUCAGUCACUGAAAUUAUCCAUGAAACUAGCAAAGUAAUUCCUAAAUGCAUGUAGAUUAAAGAAAAUUAUUUUACCUGGAUAUGAUUGUCUCUGAUGAGCCUAAGGUACCAAACAUUCCAGCGACAAUGAUAUCGGUUUUGUAGCUCCUCGAAAUUAAAACAAUACACAACCACACAGAGCGACAUUUCUUGGUCCAUUUUUCAGUUUUCAUGCUGUGGUCUUAGCGAGCAGAAAAAAUGGAAGUAAGGGCAGACUUGAACAAAGGUUAGAAGGCCAAUUUUACAGCCGGUCACUUCCAUCCUACCCUGUCAUAGGAUCCUUCGGAGCGUCCUUCCCCUGAAUUGGGACACAGCCAGUGUGUGUUCAUUUAUUUCUUGUCCAAGCGUCUGUUACUUUACCUUGUUUCCAUGUCGUGCUUCCAAGUUUCUGAACUCAUUCCAGGUUUCGACACCUGUAUCUAUGUCCAUUUCCAUGUUCCAGGGUUUUGUUAUGUUUAGCUCACCCAGCUUAGAUUAUGAUUUAGUUCUGCCCUUUGCUUUGUAUUUCUAAGUCCAGCCUUUAAUAAACGGUCGUUCAGUUAAUAUGAAGUUUUGUUAUUUUGCGUGUCUGCACUUGGGUCCACCUUCAUCACUCCUUACAGUCUGCCUCAGCCAGACUGUGAACGACAGUACUGGUUGUCAGGAUCCAAUAUUAUCAUGCAUUUGAAUAAAGGCCUCAUCAUACUGUAUGUGGAAUUGUAUGACAUAGGCAGGAUCAGCUGGGUGUGUAAGUCCAAUUAGGUUUGACAAUGUCCUCUCUAUGGCUUCAUUGUCCUGCUCUGACUCUCUCACUCCAGCCUCUUUCUCCUGACUUGCCCUUUGCUCUACAUCCUCUCUAGGCUCUGCCUGUGACUCACUCUUCGCCUCUCUUCCUCCUUCCAUCGCCUCAUCUCAUCCAUCACUCUCCACUUUCUCUCCAUCCGAGAAGCACAAUUUCCUAUUGCAUUAAUCUAUCACUUACUCACACUUAACAACAUUUUCACCUAAUGUGUUAAUGCUGCUCAAUCAUCCAGGUAAGUAAAUCCAAAAAAGCUGAUUCUCUUCAUCUGGACUCAGAGUUUUCAGAGGGAGAAAUAUUUCGUCACUUCUUCAGCCCAGCUGACUCCAGGUUUCCCCAACCUUAUAAACAGUACAUUUGUGCAAAUCGAUGUGGAGAUGCUGUGGUUUAGACUCAGCGUUCCCUGAUUUGUUGUCCUCGUAGUUCUUCCACACACAGCGGUCACUAACCUCCAGUCAGGGAUCUUGUCCUGUGUGAGAAAACUCCUCCCUACCUUACAGUUGUUACCAGGGAUGUUUCAUAUUCAUGCUGAUGGCAUCUUUAACAGACACCCUGUUAUCAUACAUGUGAGGCCAAGCAGCCUCUCCUGACUGAAACUGUGUUUUGUAAACGUGCAGUAAUUUACCUUCAACACUCACUUCAACUCUUUGUAUCCCUCUUAGUUAUCCCUUCACACAUGAUACUUGUACCCUGUUAAUGAGUGUAUCAACUCUAUUAGAAGCAUACAUUGCAAUUAAUGUUAAAAAACGUAAUUUAAAACAUAUUUCUAACACAGCUUCAUCACAGCUGUCAGAUAUUUUAUUCACAGUCAGUCGGCUCCAUUUCUGUUCUAUUUCUGUUCAUUGUUGUGUUUCUGGUUUUCUCCUGAAGUCCAGACUCAGUAUUUUCAGCAUUCAGCAGUCUGCUCACAAUAAAAAUGUUUAGUUGUGUUAAGCUGCAGCACUUAGAUAAAUCAUCAUGAUGCAUGUGCUUUCAGUGUUUAUCAAUGAAGGACAAGUUUUCUGUAAGCAGUCCAGACAGCAGCUGAUAAUCACUGAUGUCACACCUACUGUUGGAGCUAUUUGUUCUUUAUUUUUAUUAUUUUGAAAUUAAAGUUUGUUGUUAGUUUACUUAUAUUUUGGGGUUUAUUUACAAGUUUAUUUGUUGGUUAAUAUUUUGUUUCAAUGUUUUGUUUGUUUGUUGUUAUUUUGUUAAAUUAGUCAGUAAGAGCUGUAGGGCCAUUUUGUUUCUAUAAAUAAAGAGACUGGCAUAGGACCAGCAUGCAUUGGGGUGGGCCUAUGGUUUUUUACCAGAGCAGGAGAAGCAGCAGGAAGGAUCUUGUUAUUGCUUGCCAAACUGGAUAAAUAAACCGUAAAAACGCAACUUUCAAGUUUGGACAAUGGACUUCUUUUGCCUGCGUACGAAAUAUUACCUCAGUGCAGCAGUGGCUUGUGGACUUUAAAUUGUGGGACGUUAGUUUUGUCAAAGGUAAAGGAAUUGCCACUACAUAAAGUAAAAAACCUGCCCUGUGGACAAAGGAAUAAUCCUUCAUUAAUGGAUAUGUUGGAUAUAAGGAUUUCAAGGACCACCGUCGAACUUGAGUAAAAGUUAUUGGAUCGUCUGGUGAGUAAUCCAGACGGAUUUGAUGUUGAGGCCUGGAUCAACAUGUCACUCGUUCAUCAAAAUUGUUGAGUGAUAAUAUUGUUUAAGCCGUAAAGGAAAACGGUGAAGCUAUUGGAGUUUAAAGACAUUAUUUCACUACAAAGACUGAUGAACUGAGUUUUGAUGUACUAAAUUGGUGCAUAAUUGGAUCGCUAAUUGAAACAUGCCAACGCCCUCUGUGGAAAUGUUUGUUCACUGCAAUCAGCCGGUAAAUAGAUGUCAUGUUUGUGCUCUAUGCUCUGGAUUCUCAGUGUGCUGUGCAUCUUUAUAAUGUUUGAAAUAAUCCAAGAGGACAAUAAAAAUGUCGGAUAUUAAGAGUAAACAAGAGGAUGACACUAAGAUGCAAGCAGAGAAAAGAAGCAUCAAAUUUACGCCAAAGGGUUUGUAUUUGUAUAUAAAGACGUGCCAAGAAAAGCGGCGUUCAAUGUGUAAGCAAGCAUCUAAGUACAUGGGGAAAAUUUCUGCUUUAAUGACGUCACAUGAGAACGUUAAGGAAGUGUCUUCUGAAUUUGGGAAGUUUAUUAAAUGCUAUCAAGAUGCAAACGCUUUGCAAGAAUCCUUUUUAAGUUUGCCACUGCCAGAAGAUGAAGUGACAAGGCAAACCGCACAUUUUCAGUCUAAGGUGACAGCAUUCUCUGGUUUUAUGGACAAAGUAAAGGUUUGGUUGCAGGAAGCAGGCGAGCCGUAUACUGAACAAAGCAAUACUGCUCUUAAUGAUCAAGCUGUUGAAAGUUUGGAUGAAAUAAAUCCUGAAGACAGUGUCUCUAACAUCUUAAGUGUAAAGCCACCUUCAAAAACAUUGUCACAGCGAAGUCGAAUUUCAUCAACAUCUUCCGCACGCAUUAAAGCUGCGGCUGACAAGGCAGCGCUCAUGGAGCGACUCGCUGCAUUAAAGAAAAAAACAUUCUAUCGAAGCGCAAGAGGAAAAACUGAGAAAAGAAAAGGAAAAACUGAGAAAAGAAAAGGAGACAUUAUCCUUGGAAACAGAGCUGGCAGCCACUAAUGCAAAGCUUCGUGUCUUAAAAAUAAACUCAGUUUGUAGCUCUGAGCGUUCUGAUGGAAUGAACUCUUAUUUUGAAAGAGGGCACGUACAAGAGGCGCCUAGUUUAAAUCCUUGUGCCGAUACAUUUGUUCCAGCAUCAAGAGAUUACUCUGGUAUAAAUUCUGCAUCUGAAUCACAAGUAAUCAUACCAAGACAAAGUCAAACCCAACAUGAGGUGGAUGAUUGAGCUCAAGUGACGCAGCAAACACAGCCUCAGUCUCCUACUUUGACUGAGAAUUGCACGAAGGAGAUUGUAAAUAUUAUGCAAAAACAAAAUGAUAUCACUACUUUGCUUGUAAAACAAAACUUAUCUUCUGUCCUCCCCGCCAGAAACAUCCCUGUGUUUGAUGGAGACCCUUUACAGUACAGGUCAUUUAUGAAUGCCUUUGAAAAUGGAGUGGAAGCUAAAACUGAUAACUGGAGCGACUGUUUGCAUUUUUUAGAGCAGUUCACUAGGGGGCAGCCUAGAGACUUGGUGCAUAGUUGUCAGCAUUUAUCUCCUGAGCAGGGCUAUUCCACAGCCAAAGAUCUUCUUGAAGAACAUUUUGGGAACGAAAAUAAAAUUGCCUCUGCAUAUAUGGAGAGGAUUGUGAGUUGGGCACCUAUUAAAAGUGAGGAUGUGAAAGGUCUACAGUCAUUCUCUCUUUUUCUUCAAGGAUGUUCGAAUCUAACACAGCAAGUUGUUUAUAUGAAGGAGUUGGAUUUGCCCUCAAACAUGAGAAUGGUCGUUAUGAAACUUCCAUAUAAAUUGAGGGAAAAAUGGAGAGUUGUUGCAUAUGAACUGCAGGAACAAAAUGGUUAUAGAGCAGUGUUCACUGAUCUGGUUGCCUUUAUAAUAAAACAGGUAAAAGUAGCAUCAGAUCCAGUGUUUGGCAACAUCCAAGACUCACAAUCUGGAAGCAGCUUUAAAGCUUCAAGUUCCACCAAGCAAAGAAAAAAGGGAAGUAGUUUUGCCACUAAUGUCAGUACAGUGCCAGGAAUCAAAACUCAGUUAACUGGAAGCAGAACAAAUUCCACUGUUCUGCAUAGUUGUUUGUUUUGGUCACACAGCAAUCAUUCACUAGAGAAUUGUAAGCAGUUUAAAGCUAAAACGCAUCGGGAUAAGUUGACUUUUAUCAAGGAAAGGGGAAUUUGUUUUGGUUGUUUAAAAGUUGGUCACACAAGCAAAGACUGUAGGAGUCGUUUGGAUUGCAACGUGUGUCACCAAAAGCACCCAGGGGUUCUUCACAUAGAGCGAAAAGAUCCAGGUGCGUCCUCAGAACAAACUCAACAGAUGACAAGCUCUAAUGUCAACUUUUCAACUGCAACCACUCAGACAUGUGGGCAUAUUGGGGCCGGUCAUGAAGUUGAUGCAGUUUUUUCUAUAGUUCCAGUGCAAGUUAAGAGCCAAAAGAGCAAUAAAAUUGUGCAAACCUAUGCGUUUUUGGAUCCUGGAAGUUCAGGUACAUUCUGUACAGAAACUCUGGCAAAAAGACUGAAUCUAAAAGGUAAAAAGACCAAUAUCCUUUUGAGAACAAUGAGUCAAGAUAGGAUUGUUAGUGCACAAGUUCUGUCUGGUUUGGAAGUGUCUGGGUUGGAAACGAAUUAUUUCAUGCCGUUGCCAGAUGUUUUGACUCAAAAGACUAUGCCAGUUUCUACAGUCAAUAUUCCCCAGCAAGGCGACAUCGAUCAGUGGUCUCAUCUUAAACCUGUUAAACUUCACAACAUUAAUGCUACUGAUGGGCACUGAUGCUUCCAAUGUUUUAGAGCCAUGGAAGGUGAUAAACAGCGUGGAUGGUGGACCUUAUGCUGUAAAAACAAAGGUUGGCUGGGUCAUAAAUGGUCCCCUGCGCACUGGAAGUAACAGUGGAAAUAAAACCAACUGCACUGCUGUAACAGCCAAUAGGAUUUCUGUUGAGCGUCUUGAAGAAAUGUUGAUUAAACAGUACAAUCAUGAUUUUAAUGAAAGAUCAUCAGAGGAGCAGAAUGAAAUGUCCAGAGAGGAUCUGUGUUUCAUGGAUAUUGUUAGUAGUUCAAUAAAGCUUAUUGGAAAUCAUUAUCACAUUGAUUUGCCUUUCAGGAGAGAAGGUCCCAGCUUGCCAAAUAACCUCUGUGUCGCGGAGCAGCGUCUCCAGAGUCUCAGACGGAGAUUUGAAAAGUAUGCUCAUUAUAAGGAUGAAUACACCAAAUGUGUAAACAACAUGCUUGCACAAGGAUAUGCCGAGUUUGUGCCUGCAGAUGAGUUGCACAAAGAUGAUGGAAAGGUGUGGUACAUCCCUCAUCAUGGAGUGUAUCAUCCCACAAAGGGCAAGUUAAGAGUUGUAUUUGACUGUGGAACAACUUAUAAAGGAGCAUCAUUGAACAGUCAGCUUCUACAGGGACCUGAUCUCACAAACUCGCUGGUUGGAGUUCUGAUCAGAUUUAGACAAGAGCCUGUUGCAUUAAUGGCGGACAUUGAUUCCAUGUUUCACCAGGUGCACGUCUCAGAAAAACACGUCAACUUUCUCCGUUUCCUGUGGUGGCAACAUGGCGACACUACAAGGUCAGCCCAGGAAUACAGGAUGAAAGUGCAUUUGUUUGGAGCAGUAUCUUCACCAAGCUGUGCAAAUUAUGCUCUACAGAGAACUGCAGAUGAUAAUGCACAACAGUUUCCAGCUGAAGUGGUUGAUACAGUCAAAAGAAACUUUUAUGUGGAUGAUUGUUUGAAAUCUGUUGCUUCAGAAGAGGAGGCAGUGCACAUGGUGAAGAGGCUGACAGAUAUCUGCGCUAAAGGAGGAUUUAAGCUUUCAAAAUGGAUCAGCAACAGUCGCACAGUGCUCAUGUCAAUCCCAGAGGAAAGAAGAGCAAAAGAAAUUAAGGAUCUGGAUUUGGACACAAAUCAACUUCCAGUUGAGAGAGCACUGGGUUUGCAGUGGUGCAUAGAAACAGACAAGUUCCAGUUCAAAACCUCCUUGCAGGACCGUCCAACAACCAGAAGGGGCAUUUUGUCUGUGGUCAGCUCGCUGUAUGAUCCUUUGGGAAUCUUGUCUCCCUUCAGUAUGCCAGCUAAACUGUUGCUACAAGAGCUUUGCCGACAAAAUUUGAAGUGGGAUGAAGUUAUUCCCCACUCUCUUUCCCAGCGGUGGCGUGAUUGGCUGGAGGAUCUCCAGCUGAUUUCAAAGUUCAAAGUGGAACGUUGCAUUAAACCAACUUGCUUUGGAAGACUAGAUAAGGCACAACUGCAUCAUUUUUCUGAUGCAAGUCAAGAUGGGUAUGGAACGGUGUCAUAUUUAAAGUUGGAGAAGAAUAACAUCACGCAUGUUGCUUUUAUCCUGGGAAAGGCAAGAGUUGCUCCUCUCAAGCAAACUACAAUUCCCAGGCUGGAAUUGACGGCUGCAGUUCGAGUGAAUAUGCUUCUGCAAAAAGAGCUGCAGAAUCGCUGUCAUCCGAGAAGCAACAGAUGUGAAUCAGUGGAGAGAUGUUUCUUCCAAGGAGAAUCCUGCAGAUGAUGCAUCCAGAGGCAUGAGAGCUGGAGAUUUCCUCAAAUGUAGAAGAUGGAUAAAAGGGCCAGAAUUUCUUUAUAGGUCAGAAAAGGAAUGGCCUAAACUGGAUGUGGAGUACCGUGUAAUUUCUGCAGAUGA
Oreochromis niloticus (Nile tilapia) is the source of this 7130-nucleotide messenger RNA. RefSeq lists its product as uncharacterized. The transcript is spliced from 2 exons. Lineage: Eukaryota; Metazoa; Chordata; Actinopteri; Cichliformes; Cichlidae. The record is from RefSeq and is a predicted model, not a curated record. The coding region runs from base 5241 to 6998 and encodes 585 amino acids.